UUCAUUCAAAGGAAGUCUGGGGAAAAGAUUUGUGGGAGCAGAUAUGGGAGAUGGUACAUCAAAAUGAGGUAACAGUCUUUCAUGUUGAUGCUCACUGCAAUACUGACUCAUUGGAUCGUCUGUUUAACUCUGUUGCAGACGAGAAAGCCAAGAUCUCAGAGGCGUCUGUUGAAAAUUCUAACUCACUUUUGGGAUUGGCUACUUGGGCCCAUCAGAAAUGUGGACACUUGGGAGAGAAAGCCACUCACAGGCGAAGCUCAUUGGUCCGGCUGUUAUUGUGAUGACUGUGCUUACUCUACACCCUUUGGUCGGCUCAGAUACCAACAAUGAGAUUGGAGGUUGGGACCAGAGUGAUUCCGCAGAGAUGAGAUGGAAAAAGAUCGAAAUAAGAGUAACCUGCCUGACCAUUAACUGUCCAAACAUGAGAGCGAACCUCUAUGGAGAAGGCUAUUUUAGCCACAAUGAAACUGAGUCAAUUACCUAUAUUAAGUUACCAAAUGAAUCAUUUGGUUUGUUAACGUUAGAAUCUACAACGCCCUUUGGCUGCCGCAUACUGUAUACGCCUGUAAGCUCUAAUAUUUCUUCAGAAGAACUUACCCAAUAUUGGGUAAGUUAUGCAAACCAGCAGAGCACAAAGCGAACCUACACUAUUACAGAGAAUAGUGGAUGGAAUUUUGAAUAUUUUAAUGGGACAGAAAAUGAUGAAAAAAGGACAGAAGACAGGUGGAAAUAUGUUAUGGGAGAAAGUGAGGUUAAAACUAUAAGUCGGGGGGCGUGGCUAACUGCGGAGCAAGAUGGCCGCAUGAAAAUUUGCUCCGGCAUCAGGACACCUAAUCUAAUGCAAUCCUAA
Molecule: messenger RNA, 850 nt
Organism: Pelobates fuscus (common spadefoot toad)
Lineage: Eukaryota; Metazoa; Chordata; Amphibia; Anura; Pelobatidae
Exons: 3
Coding region: 218-850 (210 amino acids)
Source: RefSeq, a predicted model, not a curated record